Molecule: messenger RNA, 1188 nt
Organism: Capronia coronata CBS 617.96
Lineage: Eukaryota; Fungi; Ascomycota; Eurotiomycetes; Chaetothyriales; Herpotrichiellaceae
Product: leucyl aminopeptidase
Exons: 2
Coding region: 1-1188 (395 amino acids)
Biological process (GO): proteolysis
Molecular function (GO): metalloexopeptidase activity
Source: RefSeq, a predicted model, not a curated record
AUGCAACUCCUUUCGCUUCUUGCCCUCGGUGCGGGCACCCUGGUCAACGCCCUCUCCAUCGACCCUCAUCACCAACAACAAGUUGCACUUGAAGCCUCAGAGCCACUGGUGGAUGAUAUCUAUCUGAUCGAACUGAACCCGGGAAAAGUGAGAUGGGUGUCAGAGGAGGAGAAAUGGGAGAUCCUGCUAACUCGGGAACAGAACGGCGUCAACUUCAUGGACAUCACGGAGAAUGGCCACACCUAUCCAUAUGUCGUAACCUCGCAAUCCGCAUCCACUGCCGUCAAAUACCCUGUGAAAGCCGAGUACAAUGAGACAGUGAAGUCACUCGCAAAGGGUCUGGACAAGGACAACAUGCGGAAGCACCUGGAAGGACUCACAUCGUUCCACACUCGAUACUAUAAGAGCCAGUAUGGUAUCGACGCAGCCACGUGGCUGUACGAGCAGAUCGACGGUGUCAUAUCAGCAUCUGGGGCGUUUGACCACGGUGCCAGCCUGGAAAAGUUCUCGCAUCCAUGGGGUCAGUUCAGCAUCAUUGCACGCUUCCCGGGAAAGACCAACCAUACCGUGGUGAUUGGGGCGCACCUGGACAGCAUCAACCUCUUCCUACCAUCGAUCCUUGCAGCACCUGGGGCGGACGAUGAUGGGAGCGGGACCGUGACCAUCCUAGAGGCUCUCACGGCGCUCCUUCAGUCCAAGGACAUUGUCCGCGGUCAGGCGGAGAAUACGGUCGAGUUCCACUGGUACUCGGCGGAGGAAGGUGGGCUUUUGGGCAGUCAGGCCAUCUUCAAAUCCUACCAUGAGAAUGAGAAGGACGUCAAAGCAAUGAUUCAACAAGACAUGACCGGCUAUGUCGAGCAGACACUCGCCCACGGGAAACCCGAGUCGGUUGGCGUGAUCACCGACUUUGUCAACCCAGACCUGACGGAAUUCAUCAAGAAGAUCAUUACGGCAUAUUGCGAUAUCCCAUAUACCCUGACCAAGUGCGGUUAUGCCUGUUCGGACCAUGCAUCGGCGAGCAAGUAUGGGUAUCCGUCGGCCUUUGUGAUCGAGUCGGACUUUGAGUAUUCGGACAAGAAGAUCCACAGCACGGACGACCUGAUCAAAUAUUUGAGCUUUGAUCAUAUGUUGCAACAUGCGAAGAUGACCUUGGGGUUUGCAUACGAGGCUGCAUUUGCCAAGUUCUAG